AUGCUCGCAGGAAAGCAGAUGUUUCUACCAGUUUUUGGUUUCGUUAUUUUGUUUUCUAUAUCAAUAACUUUUGGAUCUCCUAUCGAGACUGAAAGCACUACUAAUGUUGUGUCACUGAAUAUUCAAAAUGCUAAUAAUGGUCAGGCUAUUCCAUCCACAAUGCAUGGCGUUAUUUUGGAAACAAAUAUAAAUAGAGGCGACGAUGGUGGUUUAUACGCUGAACUUAUCUACAAUCGAGCAUUUCAAGAAAACGGUCGGUCGUUGGAUGGAUGGUUAACAUUUGGAGAAGGAUCUAUUGCUCUUAGUAACAAUCAAUCAUUAUCCAGUGCUUUACCAGUGCAAAUGAAAUUCACACUUAACCAAACGUCAACUACUCCAUCUGGUUUCAAAAAUGGUGGAUUUUAUGGCAUAAACGUUCAACGUCAAAAUUAUAGAGCAAGUUUUUUUUAUCGACCGUCUACAAACGCGCAUGUAGAAGGCGGUAAAUUGACAAUUGGAUUGAGCGAUGUAGAUGGUUCGAAAAUAUAUGGUGCAUCCACAAUUGAUGUAUCCAAUGCUCCCGUGAAUGUUUGGUCUAAUUUUUCUGCUACUAUUUCUGUCUUUGAUGCCGCACAAUCUACCCAAAACGUUUUCUUCGUUGCUUUUCCUCCGAAUUCCAAGGGUGAUUUUGAAUUUAAUUUGAUUUCUUGUUUUCCUCCUACUUUUAAAAAUCGAGAGAAUGGUGUUCGUGUUGAUAUUGCACAAGCUUUUGCCGACCUUAAACCCGGUUUUGUUCGACUUCCAGGUGGUAAUGAUCUUGAAGGUCCAACUAUCCCAGAACGUUUUAUUUGGAAUAAUACAAUUGGCCCUCUUCAAAAUCGUCCUGGUCGAAGAGGAACAUGGGUGGGAUAUAACACAGAAGGUUUAGGAAUAAUAGAACUAUUAACUUUUCUCGAAGAUAUUGGUGCAACACCUGUACUUGCUGUCUAUGCUGGAUAUUCAUUAGAUGGAAAAGCAGUGCCUCAGGAUCAACUUCAACCAUAUAUUGAUGAAGUCAUCAAUGAAAUCGACUUUAUAACUGCACCUGCUGAUGCUAAUAGAAUGGGCGCCCUGCGCAAACAUUUAGGUCGUAGUGAACCCUUCGUUGUCAAAUACGUAGAAAUAGGUAAUGAAGACUUUUUUGCUACAAGUACAUAUAGUUAUCGCUGGCCAGCUUUUUAUAAUGCUCUUUCUCAACGAUAUCCAAAUAUUACAUUUAUUGCCACAACAACUAGUUCGAUUGCAUCUCCACCAGCUGUAGAUGAUCAUGACUAUCAACCUCCACAGUUUUUCAUUGACAAUUUUCGCCGAUAUGAAAGAAUUCCUCGACCAAAGCCCAAAGUUCUUGUUGGAGAAUUUUCAACAAUUAACGACCGUGAUUCGAAUUCACUCCCCUAUCCAACGCUAGCGGCUGCUGUUGCCGAGUCAAUUUAUCGCAUUGGGUUUGAACGUAAUUCCGACGUUAUCAUUGGAGGUUGUUAUGCUCCAGUUCUUCAAAAUGUUCAAGCUACACAAUGGACACCAAAUCUAAUACCUUUCAAUGCUAGUCUAGUAGUAAAAACAACUUCCUAUUUAGCUCAACGAAUGUUCGGCGCUAAUCUUGGCAACAUAAUUCUUAAUUCUACCGCUACCAACAGUACUAUGGCUCAUGAGUCAGUACAAGAAGGCGGAGAAGGAGAUGGCAAGCUUGGUAAUCUUUAUUUUACUGCAUCAAAACGUACCGAUAACAAUACACUAAUUGUCAAAUUAGUUUCUGUAGAUUUAAAUGAUACUCUUGUUAACAUACAAAUUCAAGAUUCAACAGCAACAUCCGAAGGUGUCAUGUAUAUUCUGGCUGGUGGACCAGGUGUUGAUCCAUCAAAAUUGAGUAAUACCAUUGAUAAUCCUACUGCUGUAUCGAUCAUUACAAAAUUAAUAUGGGCAACAGGUGGCAAAUUUUCAAUAACAGUUCCUUCAUGGAGUGUUGUCGUUGUCAAUCUUCCUCUUUAA
Messenger RNA from Adineta ricciae, 2007 nucleotides. The record is from the annotation of a GenBank genome assembly. NCBI's taxonomy places the organism in Eukaryota, Metazoa, Rotifera, Eurotatoria, Adinetida, Adinetidae.